AUGUCGAGGCCUGCCACGGAAGACAGCCAGUAUGUUUGGGGCGAUGUGCCUGCCGACUUUAUCACAGAGGGCGGGAUCUACUCCCUGUGCUGGUGUCCAGGCAUGCAUGGUAUUUUAUGCGAUGACUUCGCUCAGUACCAACUGUCUGCAGGCGAGCUGACGGUGUUGGGCCCUCGUCAUGAUCACAACUUCCGGUGCGUGCGGGGUCAGGAUUGCGGCAGCAGCAAUCUGCGGCCCUUGCAAGGCCUUGGGCUGUCUCUGACGGACCGUGUUUCAAUUCGUUCUGGUGGCUGUGGAGCCGCAAGAACCAUCCAAAUCUCGCUGGCCAACCUCCACGGCAUCGCCAACGUCACGGAGAGCGUAAACGCGUCGUCCACGCAGGGCUCGAACACAUCCAUUCUCGGCCUCAGCUUCGGUGCUUCCGAUUUUACCCUGGGCCUUGAUCAUCGCUUGUCCAUUGAUGCCAGCGUGGUUGGCUACGACCUUUGCUGGUGUGGCCUCGCUUCCUGCGCGGUUGGGGACUUUGUGGUGCCGCUCGGACAGCUGAUUGUCCAAGGUGCUAGGACCAAUCAGGAGCUCCGCUGUCCAGUUGGGCAAGAAUGCUCUCUCAGCAGCAUCUUGACAGUGGACCCGCAGCCUGGCGACAGAUUGAUGGUGUUAACGGCAUGCGCCACGGGCGUGUCUGUGAAAGGCUUUCCGGGUGGUGGCGUUGCAGAGCACGAUGGCCUUGGCUUCGAAUUCUUGGCAAGCAAUGACUCGAGAGUCCUGCAGUCACCUGUCGGGAUUUUCCGGCUUUGCUUUUGCAGGCCGCAAUUAGGUCUGGUAGCUUGCGAUGCACCGGCAGACUUCCCGGCGGCGGUUGGGCUCAUGGUCAGCCAGGGCCCUUUCGACGAAACCACAGCUUGCAACGUGGGCGAUCUUUGCGUCAUCACUCUGUUCGGAAUCUGG
Symbiodinium pilosum is the source of this 948-nucleotide messenger RNA. The record is from the annotation of a GenBank genome assembly. Lineage: Eukaryota; Dinophyceae; Suessiales; Symbiodiniaceae.